AUGGGUCCGGAAUCCGAUAUUGAAAUGGGCACAGUAUCAGAUUCCGAGGUCGACCCCGCUCGCAAUAGAGGGAUGAAUUCAACAAGCUCGGAAGUUAGUAAUAAUUUCUCAGGGGAUGGUAGUAUUGGCGUUGGGCAGUUGAGUUCUGAUAUAGAGCUCUUUGAAAGCACAAACAGUGAAGACCUAGAACGAACUGAUGAGGAAAGACUGAGAUCAGGAAUGAUGCGGAGAGGGUUUGUCGCUGAACCACCUAUAUCAAAUGCCGAAGCUGUCAAUAGCUACGACAACGUUACAAAAUCUUCAGCGGAUGAUUCAUCAGAUGAUCUUUCAUCAAGUGACAGCGAUAAUAUGGAUAUAGAUCAUGAUCACGAGUCAGGGCAUCCGCCACCGAUAUCACCUGUUUAA
Molecule: messenger RNA, 405 nt
Organism: Morchella sextelata
Lineage: Eukaryota; Fungi; Ascomycota; Pezizomycetes; Pezizales; Morchellaceae
Exons: 2
Coding region: 1-405 (134 amino acids)
Source: RefSeq, a predicted model, not a curated record